AUGGCGGCGCCCGGCGCUGUGGCGGCGGCGGGCAGGGCCCUGAGCCGAGCCCUGAGGGCAGCGGCGGCGGCGGGGACGCGUCCCGGGGGGGCAGCUCGUCCCCUGGAGAGUCGGGCCCUCAGGGGGCUCGGUGCCCGCUGCAGCGGGAGCAGCUCCGCGCUCGGCAGCAUCCUGGGCAUCCCCGCCGAGAAACCGACCUGCGCUCUGGGCCAGCACCCGCCGCCCGUGGCCACCAGUAAAGAGGAGCAAAAACGGCUGUUACGGGACCGGCCUGACCAGCCCCAGAACCCCAAGGUUUUAAGAAUUGCCAUCAUUGGAGCGCCGAAUGCCGGGAAGUCCACGCUCUCUAACCAGCUCUUGGGCAGAAAGGUUUUCCCUGUCUCGAAGAAAGUGCACACAACGCGAUGCAAAGCCCAGGGAGUCAUCACGUUUGAGGACACCCAGCUGGUCAUUCUGGACACGCCUGGCCUCACCAGUCCCUUGAAAGCCAAAAGGCAUAAACUAGAAGAGGCCAUGCUGACAGACCCAUGGGACAGCAUGAAACAUGCAGAUUUAGUUCUGGUUUUGGUGGAUGUGUCGGAUCACUGGACACGAAACUGUCUGAGCCAAGAGGUGCUGAAGUGUCUUUCUGAGUUUCCCCACGUCCCCAGCGUCCUGGUUCUGAACAAGGUGGAUCUGCUAAAGAAGAAGUACAUCCUGCUGGAACUCGUAACUGAGCUAACAGAGGGAAUUGUAAACGGAAAGAAGCUGGAAGUGAGGUCUCCAUUUAAACAUAACCUGAGUUCUUCAGCAAAAACUGUUCUUAAAAACACUCAGGCUUCUCCACCUGAGAGCAGGGCCCACGAAUCUCCUUGUCUGCAGGAAACAGUUAAAGCCCAAGAAGGCUCUGGCUUGGAUAGCAGCAGUGACACGAGGGCUCCUGAGCGUGGUCUUGUCACAGAAGCACAAGGGCCAAAGCCCCAUGAAUGCAGAGAUCUAAAAAACAGGAAGGGCUGGCCACGCUUCCAGGAGAUCUUCAUGCUGGCAGCUCUCACAGGAGAGGAGGUGGAUACGCUGAAGCGCUACCUCCUGAUGCAAGCCAAGCCAGGCCCGUGGGAGUUUCACAGCGGGGUCCUGACCAGCCAGUCCCCUCAAGAGAUCUGUGACAAUAUCAUCAGGGAGAAGAUUCUGGAGUACCUGCCCCUGGAGGUGCCCUAUGGUGUGACUCAGGUGACAGAGCUGUGGGAGGAAGGGCCAAGCGGAGAGCUCCUCAUUGUGCAGAACCUCGUGGUCCCAAGAAAGUCUCAUAUGAUGAUGUUGAUUGGAAAAAGAGGUACGGUUAUCAGCAAGAUCGCUCAGGAGGCUGGCCAGGACCUGAUGAACGCUUUCCUCUGUGAUGUCCGCUUGAAGCUCAAGGUGGAGGUGAAGAGUUGAACUCUUUGAGGAGGCUCUGACAGCCGUUGAGCUCUGUGGUCAUGCAGAGAAACCAGUCCCAAUUCGUGCUGCAGGUAUCUUAACACCUUUGCUCAAUCCAGAAACAGGAGGAUGGAGUCCAGAUAGCGGGCUGAAGUAGAAUAUAUUAUUCUUUGGGGAAUGGCCCAAAUGGAAAUAAACUCUACAGAUCUUCUACGCCUUAUCAUAUGGAAACGGGACGCAUAUCGGAGAACCUGGUGCGUGUGUGGUUGUAGCACCGCAUUUGCAGAGCUGUCAUCUGCUUCUGGGCUGUGUCCCACAUCCCUGCUGCCAAGCGUUUGUGGCUGGAAGUUCAGGAUGACUUGAGUCAAGAGUCUGGCUCAAAAAGGGAAGGGUGAAUAUUGUGGUUCUUCGAAGUGUGGGGGAACAUCUCCUGUCUUUUAGCAGACAAAGGGUCGCAGUGAAGAAUUGUUAGUGCACAUUUAUCAUCUCUUCUGAAGGCUGAGUGAUGCCAGCCGUGGUAAUGCAGAAGGAAGGGGCUACCCCAACCAUAGGUUCUCAUUUCUGUCGUGCUCCUUGCCCUGCACCCUGUUCAUGGUUGUGAGUAGAGCUGUGAGGGAGUCAGUAUUGCCCAGGGACCUUGAGUUGGAAGAGUUUGCUGGCUGGCAGAAACAUUCUCAUAACUGGGGUGGGGCAGAGAGCUCUGAAACUCUAUAGAGUCAUGAAUGCCAGUGGUUUCCAGCUGCUGUGUUGGAGCUCUUGCCACAGGUGUGUGUGCACCUUCCUCUUAAAUGACUGCCAGCUACUUCUUGAAUUUUGACCUUUUCUAUGCUUUAGCUAAUAAAAAUGUGUUCCUUCUCUUUA
Molecule: messenger RNA, 2256 nt
Organism: Anas platyrhynchos (mallard)
Lineage: Eukaryota; Metazoa; Chordata; Aves; Anseriformes; Anatidae
Gene: ERAL1
Product: Era like 12S mitochondrial rRNA chaperone 1
Biological process (GO): ribosomal small subunit assembly
Cellular component (GO): mitochondrial matrix
Molecular function (GO): ribosomal small subunit binding; rRNA binding; GTP binding
Source: RefSeq, a predicted model, not a curated record